Messenger RNA from Schistocerca gregaria, 1934 nucleotides. RefSeq names its product WD repeat-containing protein 5-like. The coding region runs from base 611 to 1870 and encodes 419 amino acids. The transcript is spliced from 4 exons. The record is from RefSeq and is a predicted model, not a curated record. Lineage: Eukaryota; Metazoa; Arthropoda; Insecta; Orthoptera; Acrididae. Gene Ontology annotation, molecular function: protein binding.
AAUUUCAACCAUGCGUUCAAAGCUAUUGUUUAAAAAUGCAGGUUGGGGAGUAUUUGUAUAAUACUUAUAAACAAGUUGAUUAAGAGUUUUGACAUAUAGACAAUUUUUCUAUACACAUUGACUAAUUUCUGGUUAUAGCCUAGGUAUAUCUAAAGUUAAUUUGGAUAAGCCUGCUUUCAUGAUAGUUGUUAUAUGUAUUGUUUUAACUUUACAUUUUUGUUUAUAUAUACUUUCUUGCAAUAACUAAAUUUACCAUUAUCAUUGGUUUAUAUUUGCGUAGCUGAACGCUCUCGCCAUUAUUUACUUUUGUUGUUUUUAACAUUGUGUUUUGUUGCAUGCACAUACUUUUAUUUACGCUUAACCAUUUAUUGUGUUCAAAUUUUUGCUACUCCACAAUCUAUCUAUAGACUAGUAUAUUCCUAAGCUUUUUUUAACACUCCUUACUACGUAAUGUGCAUUUUUGCUUUUACUACUUGGUUAUGGAAUAUGCGAGGACAUCCAUCGCAGCUUUUGUGAUAUGCCAUUUAACAUAUUGUAUAGAUUUUCAAUAAAAAAAAGUUUUUAGAUCGGCUUGAGUGUUGUGUAUUUUUUAAUAAGUCAGUCUUAUAGUAUGAUGAAGGGGUCGGAAGAUAAAGAAUCAAAUAAAGAAUUCAUCCCUGCAAGAAUUCCACGUAAACAUCCAAAAUAUACUGGCAUCGACAAGGUGCACACUGCUACGGACUAUGAACGAUCAGAAACACAAAAUUUAUCAAAUGAUGACAAAAAACCAACACCAAGUAAAUCAAGCAACGAUGGAAUCAGUUAUCACACCUAUGAAAACAAUACAUCUUUUAUGAAAAAUACAAAACUAGAAAAUGUAGAAAGUAAAACAGGUCUAGAACAAAAAGGAGCCCUGCCUAUCAAAAAUGAAAAGAAAGAUUUUAUGGUAGAAAACAAAAAAAAAAUUAUACUUAACUAUAAAUUAACUCAUACACUGGUUGGACAUAAGAAGGCAGUUUCGUCUGUAAAAUUCUCACCUGAUGGGAAAUGGCUAGCAAGUUCAUCAGCUGAUGCCACUAUACAUUUAUGGGAUCCAUGUACUGGCAAUCUGUAUGCAGUUUUAGUUGGACAUGUCUUGGGAAUAUCUGACAUUAGCUGGAGUUCAGAUAGCAAGUAUCUAUGUAGUGGAUCAGAUGAUAAGACGAUUAUUAUUUGGGACAUACUGAGCCAUGAGCCUUUGAAGAUGCUGACAGGACAUUUGCAUUAUGUUUUUUGCGUGAACUUCAAUCCAGCAUCUAACAUGAUUGUGUCUGGGUCUUUUGACCAAUCCGUGCGUAUUUGGGAUGUAAAGAGUGGAAGAUGUAUUCGUAUGCUGAGCUCUCAUUCAGAUCCAGUUAGUGCGGUCCAUUUCAAUCUAGACGGAACCCUAAUUGUUUCUGCGUCGCUAGAUGCUACGAUCCGGAUUUGGGAUGUACAAAAUGGACAAUGCCUGAAAACAUUAAUAGACCCGGACAGAUCAUCUGUGUCCUUUGUUAAAUUUAGCCCGAAUUCAAAAUUUAUUCUCGCAAGCACCCUAGAUAGCAGAUUACAGCUUUGGAAUUAUCAGACUGGAGAACUUCUUAAAGUUUAUCAAGGACACAAAAAUACUAUGUUUUGUAUUUUUGCCACUUUUUCAAUUACAUAUGGAAAAUGGAUAGUUUCAGGAAGUGAAGAUCAUCACUUGUACCUAUGGGAUAUUCAGACAAAGCAAAUUCAACAAAUUUUAAAAGGUCAUUCUGAUGUCGUUAGCUCGGUAGAUUGUCAUCCAUUUAAAAAUAUUAUUGCAUCGGCCGCACUUGAGCAUGACCCUACAGUAAGAUUGUGGGAACACAAAAAUACCACAGACGAAUGAUGUUCAAUAGUGUUUAACUUUUUAACAUACAACUGAAUACACUAUCAUAAAAAAAUAUCUAUAU